AUGGAGUCCUCUUCCUCGUCAUACUUUCCCCGCACAAAGUCGUUACCAAACCCUAGUUUCAAACCUGUGGGAUAUUGCCCAAACGCUGGCUCUUCUUCUCCUUCAGAAUACAAGUAUGAAUCAUUGAAAGAGAUAUUAGGCUCUCCUAAAGGUCCCUUAAUCACAUGUAGUUGUGGAACUGAUGAUAUACCCAUUCGAAAUCGCCUCGUUCAAAAGGCUGCAUGGUCCUAUUUGCAGCCUGCCAUGCCAGCAAUCAACACCCCAUCUCACAACUGCUUCUUUUUGUUCCUGUGGGAUAGAUUGAAGCAUCCACUCAAGUUUGUCAACCAAAUCUUUGCAGCAGCUGGCGUUACACGCUACAAUUAG
This is a messenger RNA of Nicotiana tabacum (common tobacco), 366 nucleotides long. NCBI's taxonomy places the organism in Eukaryota, Viridiplantae, Streptophyta, Magnoliopsida, Solanales, Solanaceae. The record is from RefSeq and is a predicted model, not a curated record.